AUGGACGGCGACGAUUCAAGUAGCCAAUUAUCGGGGUCCGGGAAGCAGAGGAAGAUCCGCAAAACGCCGCUGCAGCUGGAGAGAUUGGAAGAGGUCUUUGCUGUGCACAAGUACCCGUCGGACGACCUGCGCGCGUCGCUGUGCGCGGAGCUGGCGCUCACGGACCGCCAGCUGCAGAUGUGGUUCUCGCACCGCCGCCGCAAGGACCGCAUCCUCGAAAACUCCGCCGCCGCCUCCGCCUCCGCCGCGCCCAAGCCGCCCGCCACCGCAUUCCCGCGCACCGCCGGCCCGCUGGGCCAAGGCCCCGCACGACCUGCUCUCACCACCCCUUUCUCCAUCACCGCCGCCGCCGCCGCCGCCGCCGCCGCCAGCGGUGGUGGUGGAUCCGACGCCGCGGAGUCAGUAGCGUCGCCUAGGCUGGGCGGCGAUGCGAUUGCGGAGGCGGGCGCAGAGCAGCCCGGGGGCGGUGCGCGCGUGAGCAGCCUACUUGCGGGACGCGCGCUUUCUGCGGACGCAACCCCCGCCGCGGCGGCGCGUGCGGGCGUGUUCCGCAUCCCCGCCCUCCCCGCAAAAACUCUCCCCGCCCCCCCUGGCGCGUCUCCCGUCCUCUUUGGCCGUCCCCUCGCCCCCGCGCCUGUACCCGCCGCGCCCCUCCCGCCUGACCCUGCGGAUUCUGCGGAUGCGUUUGGCAGGGGAGACGAGGGGAGGGCGGGGGAAGGGUACGUGUGGUGGCAGGGGGGGGGCGUGCGGAAGCUGUCAGUGGUGGGCGCGGGCAGGGCGCAGAGGGAGGGGGGGGCGGGGGGGUUGUCAGGGCUGAUGGCGCACGAGGAGCUGGAGGAGCAGCAGGACAGCAGGGCUGUGCGCGCUGGCGGGGGGCAUGCAGCGUUGGGUACCGGGUCUGUUGAUCCAGGUGCAGGGGGUGGUGGUGCUGUGGCAUGUGCACGCACCACUCCCCGGGUCGCUGGGAGUGGCAGGGGGGGCGCACAAGGCGCAGGGAGCGCAGGGGGGGUAGGGGGGAAGGGAGUGCAGGGCAGCACAGAGGCGCCACGUGCGCCAGUGGCUGGCGGGGCUUGUAAUGCAACAGGGACGGCCGUGGUAGCAGGCACGGGUGGAGGGGGAGCGGCAGGCACAGUCGGGGCGGAAGGGGUGCGUGGAAGGCCAGGGGGCAGGGGAUCGGCAUGGCAGAAUGAGCAGAGUAGCUGGAGGAGGCAGGAUGGGAGCGGGGAGUGGGUGGCAGGCGGGGAGGAGGAGGAGGAGGGGGAGGAGGAGGAGGAGGAGGAGGAGGAGGCGGUGGAGAGGGUGAGGAGGGGCAUGGGAGGCGAGUACCGGGUGGAAGGGCCGCCAUUGAGUGCCGUGUUUGACCCCGUGCCUGCUCUGCGCUUCAACCUCGCCCUUGUGCGCAAGGCGAGGGUUGGGCCAGGCACGGCCCAGCUGCAGCAGGGGGCAGGCGAGCAUGAUGAGGAGAAGGGGGUGGGAGGACAAGGCGAAGUGGGGGAGGGUGGGAUAGGGCAGGGCGGGGAGGGGCAGCAAGGCACAGCUGAGGCGUCCAGUGUCGCUGCAACCCGCCCUGCAGUGCGCGCCUCUCCCUUGCACGCACUGGACCCGCCACACACGCUGCCCGCCUCUGCCUCUGCCAGUGGGCCGCAGCUCGCUGCCGAUGAGGCCCUGCGCCCUGCCACAGGCGCACCUGCUGGCAUCACUGCCAACGGGACCUCACACCCGUCACCAACUGCUGCUGCUGCUGGUGGUGGUCCGCAACCUGGUCAGCUUCACCACGCGGCAGCAGGAAGGGCGGGCAGAGAAGGGCUGAUGAAGCAGGAGGAGCAGGAGGAGGUGGAGAUGGUAGAGGAGGAGGGCAGUGGGGAGGAGGAGGGGGCGGAUCUGCUGCACCUGCUGACCGCUGCUGCCUCGGGGUCGCCGGGCUUUGCUGCUGGGAGAGGGAAGGGUGUGAUGAAUGGCGUGGGGGAGAAGGGGAGAGGAGGAGCGGGUGGGAGCAUGGUGGCAGGUGGCUUUGAUGGCGGGGAUGGGGUGGCACAAGGGACCAUGGGGAGUGGCGAGGAGGGGGAGGAGGGGUCACAACGAGGCGAGCUGGCAGGGUAUGGGGCGAAGCAGAGCGGCACAAAGCGAAAGAAGCAGGGGGAGGAGGGGCGGGUGCGCAAGGAGCAGCAGCAGCAGGAGAAGCGAGUGAGGCGCGAGGCGGAGAGGCAGGAGACGGCUCAACGCAAGAUGCAGGAGGCGGCACGGCGGGCAGAGGAGCGGCGGCGGCGGGAGGAGGAGAGGGAGGAGCGGGAGAGGCACAAGGAGCAAGCGAGGGAGGCGAGGGAGCGGCAGCGCGAGGAGGAGAGGGAGGCUCGGGAGCGGGAGAAGGAGAGGGAGAGGAUGGUUCGGGAGAAGAAGCGGGAGGAAGAGCGGCAGGCACGGGAGCAAAUGAAGAAGAGCAUUCAGGUGAGCCGCCUGCCCGCUCAGAUACACCCCCCACCCGUCUUCCCCCUCCCCUCCUCCCCCUCGUCACACCCCCCUUCCGUGCGUCGUGUUGGUUGUGUGUGUGUGGCCCAUCCCUUGUGUCUUGCACCUGCACUCUCUCCAACCUUUCAGUUGCGCCAGAGUAAGAGUAGUGCUAUCCACUUGAACGCCUUGCAUGGACCCAACAAAGGCACAGAUGCGCGCAUGGGCGUAGAUGUAGCUGCAUUUGGCGACAGGGGAGCAGAUAAAGCAGAGGGGGAAGCAGAAAAAGCAGAGGGGGGAGCAGAUAAAGCAGAGGGGGGAGCAGAUAAAGCAGAGGGGGGAGCAGCGCGGACAGCGGGCGUGGCAGCAGCGGUGGCGGAGGCAUUGGCAGCAGCAGUGGGCGGGUCGGACACUGCCAGGGCGCUCGUGCUGCACUCCGCUGCUGCUGUCGUGGCUGAGAUCCACUUGUAUCGCACAGCACUCCUCACUCCCUUGUACCACACGCUCCUGCACUGCCACACCCUCCCGUGCGUCCACCAUCCCUGUCAUCCCUCGCAGGCGCGUGAGUGGGGCUUCACGCCAAGCCUAUGGCGCUCCUUGCUGGGACCACUCACGUGGCCUGAGGUGCUGCGCCAGUACGCCCUCGCUGCCGCCUGGGGCCCUCCCCGCCCCACUCCCCGCCGCCGACCGCGCUCCAGAGCUCACUCCAAGCCCCCAGGUAGAGCGGCCGUGCAGGGCCUGGGUGGUGCCGCGGGGUUUGGUGUGGGUGGAGGUGUGCAGCACGGUGACAGCGAUGAUAGUGGUGACGAGGCUGCUGACCAAGAAGCACUCGUUGCUGAUCUGGCAUCAGGCAAGGCGGCUGACGUGGCGGCACAGCGGGCGUUUGAGGAGCAGCAGGCGUGGCGGGAGGAGCAGCGGCGGCAGCUGCAUGCACAAUACCUCGCAUACCUUGCUGCUGGUGGGGGCCGCUUCAGUGACGAUGAGGAGGAGCAGGGGGAGGAAGGGGACGAUAGUAAGCAGGGGCGACAGGCGGCAGGGGCAAGGGUAGGGGCAGGGAGAGGAGCAGAGGCGGGGGACGCGGGAGAGGACAUCAAAGGCAGUGAUGGCGCUGCUGCUAUCGACACGAACGCACUUACCCCUGCCAUUGCGUCUCCUCCUCCGAAGACCCCGCCAGGCAACAGCAGCAGCCCUCGCGUCUCUCCAGUGCCGCGCAUGGUGGCACGGCUGGCGCCCGGCACAGUCAAGUUCGCGGCGUUCCACGUGCUGGCGUACGAGGGCGCUGCUGGGCUGCCCGUGACUCUGCUGGCACAGCGCAUCCAGCAGUGCGGGCUGCGAGACCUGUCUGGCAGCCGCACCCCCGAGGCCACCAUUACUGGCGCGCUGGCGAGAGACCCGCUGUUCCAGCGCGUGGCGAGCUGCACCUACUGCGUGCGCGGGGCGUACAGGCGCAGCGAGGGCGAGCGGGAGGAGGGGCUGAGAGAGGCUGUGGAGCUGGUGAGACGCGCGGCUGAGGGGAGGAGGGGGGAGGAGGAGAGAGAGGAGGGAGAGGAGGAGGGAGACGAGAGAGAGGUGGAGGGAGAGGAGGGAGAGGAUGGAAAGGAGGUGGGUGGUGAGGGUGAGAAGGAGGUGGAGGGUGAGAAGGAGGUGGAGGGUGAGAAGGAGGUGGAGGGUGAGAAGGAGGUGGAGGGUGAGAAGGAGGUGGAGGGUGAGAAGGAGGUGGAGGGUGAGAAGGAGGUGGAGGGUGAGAAGGAGGUGGAGGGUGAGAAGGAGGUGGAGGGUGAGAAGGAGGUGGAGGAAGAGGGUGGUGGGGCAGAGGAGGGAAGGUGGCAGAGUGGUGGGCAAGGGCAGGGCGAGCACAUGGACGUGGAUGGGCAGGGGGGUGCAACCGAUGGGGGGGAUGGGGCGGGUGAGGGUGAUGAGGGCAGGGAGCGCAUUGACGGUGGUGAGGGUGAUGAGGGAAUGGCACAGGAGCGGAGAGAAGGCGGUGCUGCAGUGGCGGGGUUGGUGGGCGAAGAUGUGAAUGGUGGAGCGCCUGUGGUGAGUCAUGCACUGGCCGUGGGUGCGAGUGAGCAUGGCGUGCUGGGUGCGAGUGAGCAUGGCGUGCUGGGUGCGAGUGAGAAUGGCGUGCUGGUUGCGAGUGAGACUGGCGUGCUGGUUCCGGGCCGCAUGGCCAGUAGCCCGUGUUCCAAGGGUGAAGCCAUUCCAUUCACACACGCCACGGAGGCGACUCAUGCAGAGGACGCAUCCGCGCCCGCAUUGAGCCGCCAGGGUGCCACUCUCGAUAGCACGGUGCAUGAUGAGGCGAUGGGCGUGGCAGGCAGUGUGGCGGCGAGGGGCGAUGUGCGGGAGGAAGGGAAGGCGGAGGUGAGGGCGGUGGAUGGGAUGGAGGGAGCGCAUGGGCGGGCCGAGGGCGAGGUGAAGAGUGAAGAGUCACUUGAGGAGUUGGAGGUGGUGCACGGGCAGGGUGGGGAUGACAGGCAGCAGCAGGACGCGGCUGAGGAGGGUGGACGCAGAGGAGGGGGGGAGGGCGGGGAGGGAGAGGCAGGGCAGGGGAGGGCGUGGAUGGCGGCGCUGGGAGGGGCGGAGUACAGCGAGCUCAGUGUGGAGGAGCGCCUUCACCUGCUCGUUGACCUGGUCAACGCAGUCAACGACUCCUCCACCAUCCGCGCUGCCAUUGAGGCGCGGUACGAGUCCCUGGCGCAUCUCAAGGCGGUGCUGUACCCGCGCGGGGUGAGGGAGUCCGCGCUGCUCUCCAACCUGCGCCACCACCUCUCCUCCCUCACUCCACUGCUCUGCACCGCUGCUAUACCCUCCACCACCACUGCACUGACUGCCAGUGCCAUCACCACCACACCAGCUGCCACCACCACUGUAACCCCCACAGCCUCAGCUAGUGCGCCUCAUACGCCUCCUCCACCGCUCAUCUCGGCUGUGCCACCACCCUCACCUGCCAUGCCACCCAACGCACCUGCCACUCCACCCGAAGCACUGGCCACCCCCUCUGAAACCCGCUGCGUGCCGCUUGAACCACCUGUGGGUGUCACAAAGGGGGAGGGGGCCGUGAUGCCGGCGGCAGCAGUGGGAGGUGCAGCAGAUGCCACGCACCCUGUGCCCCUCCCUCCCCACGCUCCUGCUGCUCCCUGUACUCGACCCGGCCAGGCAAGUGAAGGUGGCGCCACGGCAGCAUGGCAAUCCGGGCGUGCAUGUGAGCCCAUGCAGGGCGCUGCUCUCUCCCCACUUGGUCAACCCACGGACCUCCUAAGGGUCGCCCCUCCUGCUGCACCCCUGCCCUCACCUUCUCCCGCUUUCCUGCUUGAAGCUUCUUGGCUGCUUCGAUCCAUUGGGGAUGCGGAGGCCGGGUUGUGGGGUGGGCGGGGUGGUAUUGGGUCGAUGGUAUGUGGUGGAGAGAGGUGCAGUGCGGUGGGAAGGGGAGAGGGUGGAAUGGGAGGCAGGGAGCAGGAUGAGAGGGGGAAAGGGAAGGAGGAGAGGGAGCACCAACAGAGCAGGGGUGGUGGCGAGGUGGUGAGGGGCGGCAGGAUAGCGGAGGAUGGGGAGGGAGAGGGGUUAGAGAUGAGUGAAUGCGAGGCAGCAGUGGAUCGCGAUGUGACUGCCGGUGCUGACGUGGCAGCAGCACAAUGUAGUUCUCUGGGUGCUGACAGCAGGGAUGCAUCAGCAGAGGCACCAGGUGCUGCUGUGGCCUUAGCGGGUGCACAUGUGGUGGCAGCAGCUGCGGAGUCCAACCGAGCAGUGCAGCACGGCACAGCAGGGGCGGGGAGUGAGGCUGCAGGAGCGGGGGAGGCGGGCAGGGAGCAGGGCUGUGGAGCGGUCAUCCCCCCCCGUGUGCGGCGCCUCCAGCACUCGCUGCUGGCUGCCCAGGUGGCAUUGGAGGCGGGGGGCAAGCUGGCAUCGGAGUGGACGGAGGAGAGCAGGCGCAUGUGGCGUGCAGCAGUGCACAUGGCGUGCCAUGCUGCUCACCUGCUGCAGCUGCUAUGCCAGCUGGAGGCCGCCAUUCCCUCCAGCUUCAUCCAUGGCUCCUUCAGCCCCGCGCCAGAUGUCGCCCUGCGAUUGGCUCUCAGGAUGCGAGGCAGGCGAGGUGACCCGGCGGCUCAAGCUUCGGGGAGCGGUUGGGAGAGGGGCGAAGAGGGGGGCGAGAGGGAGGGUGGAGGGGAGAGCGCCAGGGAGGAUAGAGUGAGCACUGCGGAGGGUAAAGGUUGGAGGGGUGGUGAUGAGGAGGCAAGGCGAAUGGGUGGUGCUGGUGGCGAAGGGGGGGAGAGGACAAGAGGAGAGGAGGCAAGGUGUCCGCCAGAGCAGGCAGUUCCUGUUGCUGUUGGGCAGCCGGACUGGGGGCAGAGCGCUGCAGGUGCAGGCGGUGGGAGGCAGGAGGGCGAAUCCACAGGAGAGGGUCGGACGGACUUGUGCAAGGAGGGGGGGCGAGGGGGGAAUGGCAGCGAGGGGGGUGGUAGGGAUGGCCAGCAGCCUCUAGCAAAGCGGAGGACACGGGUCCUCCCUUCCCUUGCUAUGCCGCUGCCAUGUGUGCCCCUCACGUGCGCUGCUGUCGCUCUGCGAUUGGCCGCCCUGGAGGCUGCUGUGCUGGGGGACAGGCGCGGGGAUGGGGGGAUUGGGGGCGCGGAUGAGAGAGGGAGCGAGGCAGGGCUUGGUGGUGAGGUGGGGUGGUGGGUGCCUGAUGAAGCAAGGCGGCUGGAGGGGGUGUGGUGGCAGCAGGUGGAGGCGGCGAGGGGAGAGGAGGCGGUGGAGGGGAUGGUUGACUGGGAGGAGUGGGAGGCGAGGGAGGUGGUGCGGCGCACGCAGGAGAGGGAGCGGGCUAAGGGAAAGGAGGAGAGGGAGAAGCGGGAGGGGAAGGUGAAGGAGAAAGGGAGAGGGAGAAUGCGAGAGGAGGGGAGAAUAAAGGGCGGGAGGGGGCGGAACGAGAAUGAGCGAUCAUUGAGGGUGAAGAAGAAAGUUGGGGUGAAGGUGCGUGGUGGGAAACGAAAACGAAAGGAGGUGGUUGAGGAGGCAGAGGAGGAGGAGGAAGAAGAGGAGGAAGAGGAGCAGAAGCAAGAAGAGGAUGAGGAGGAGGAGGAGGAGGAGGAGGAUUUGCAGGUGAAGCUUCAAGUGCGGACCAAGGGGCUGCGACGCCACGUGAAGAAGAGACGAAUGGGUGCGGGCGAGGGGGGUGUGAAGGACGAGACUGGCACACAAGGCACAGAGGAGGGGCAGGGGGAGAAGGAGGGGAAGGCGAAGAAGCGGGAUGUGAAGAGGGAAAGCAGAGAUGCGGGAGUGAGGCACGGAGUAAAGGCAGAGGAGGGGGCGAAGCAACAGAUGGUAUCACCAGGAGCGAGGGCAGCGCGCAUGAGUGGCGGGGCGAGCAGGCGUGUGCAGCGGUCGCUGUCGGCCCGCUGCAGAGGUGCCGUGCGACGCGUGGGACGGGAGCAGGAGGAGGCGGUGGAGGAGGGGGAGGGGGUGAAGGAAGAGGAGGGGGUGAAGGAAGAGGAGGGGGAGGAUGAUGGGGAGGGGACGAGGGAGGAGGGGCAGGAGCAGCGGGGGCAGCAGAAGGGCAGAGCAUCAAUGUCUCGACAGAAGCAGGCGAGCAAGGAGGAAGGCAGUGCAGCAGCAGCCACUGUGCGACUGCCUGCGUCCAUCAACCCACCCGUACCUGCAGCUUGCUUCACUGCUGCCAAGCCCCCUUCUUUCAGGAAGAGGGCAGCUGCUGCUGGUGGCAGUGGGAGGUGCAGCACUGCACCGGUUGUGCAUUCUGGUGUUGACUCGGACUCAGUCUCUGAACUUGGUGCCCUCGGUGCUGCUGCUGCUGCUGCUCCUGCCAAUGGUUCUGACAAGGAUCACAGUGACGAUGAUAGUGAUGAGAGUCACGACAGUGACGACAGGCGCAGCAGCAGUGAGGAAGGCGGAGGUGACGGGCAUAACAGCCCUGCACGCCCGCCGUCACCAGCAACCGUGAGUGUACCCUCUCCCUCCCGCCCGCCACCGCGCAAGCGGCCGCGCUCCCUGCACCCCGCACAUGCACAUGCACAUGCACAUGCACAUGCCCUGCCUGCCCGAGGCUCCGCAGCUGCUGCUGUGGUGAAGUCCGAGGCUCGGGCAGGGUUGCCGACAGGCUUGGAGGCAGGCUCGGGUGGAGGGGUUGGUGGUUCGGGAGGAAGGCAGCACGUGGUUGGAGCAGGUGGCGGUGGGAAGAGGGUGGGUGGUGGUCGGAGCAGGAGGCAGGAGAGGCAGGAGAAGGAAGAGAAGGAGAAGGAGGAGGAGGAGAUGGAAGGGCGAGGUGGGGAGGAGGGGCUUGCAGGGAGAAGGACGACUCGCAGGCAGGAGAGGUGGGGCAAUGGAACAGUGGAUGCUGAGCCGGCGCAGAGGGGGAAGAAGGGGAAAGAGGUAUGGGCUAAGGCAGGUGGGGAGAAACGGAGAGGGGGAGGUGGAGGGGCGGGUACUGGUGGGGCGGGAGGAGAGGAUGAGAAGCAGGAGGAGCGGAGAGUUGAGACGGGAAGGCCGAGGAGGGAGGCGAGUUUGCGGGCCAGGAAGGCUCAGGAAGAGAUGCUGCUGCGGGAGAGGGGCGGAGGGAUGGAGAGCGUAGAGGAGGAGAGGCCAGGGAGAGGCGCAGUGAGAGGAGCGCGACGGAAUGCCGCUAUUACUGGAGUGGAGAGGAAGGGGAAGGAGAUGGGUGAGAGGAGUGUGGGAGGACGGGGUGGUGGGAGAGGCAGAGGCGAGGCAAGCGCAGCAGAAACGGCAGCAGGUGAGGAGGAGGGUAACAAGCGAGCAUCCAGCACGAGAGGGACAAGACGAGCAGCAGCAGGUGGUGGGAGUGGAGAGCGCAGCAGGCGUGGUGUGAGGCGAGAAGCAGGGCACUCCCCUCAAGCACCUGCUUCUCAACCACCAAUGCACUCCCCUCAACCUUCCCACUCCCCUCAACCUGACUCCCCGCAAGCGAUUCUUUCAGGCUCGAGCAGUGAUGGCGUGGGACAGGGUGAGCGGGAGGACGAGAGGGGGGGUGGGGAGGAUACGGAAGGGCGGCAGCAGGAGCAGCAGCAGGAGCAGCAGCAGGAGCAGGGAGCAGCGAUGCCAGCGCAGUCAGGCAGUGAGGACUCGUCGUACUACCUGGGGUCGCCCCUGCGCCUCGAUCACCCGCAGUGGCCGCCAUACCUCGACCCGUCCUCUGCUGACUCCGCUCCUCGCUUGCCCCCCCUCACUGACUCUCUCACUCGCUCACUGGGUUGUGCUUUUGCUGACAGUUGGCUGCGGUACCUCUGUGACAGGUCUAUCACUUGUCCAGUUUUGACCAGCCACAAGCCAAGCAGCAGUGAUGCCAUGUAG
This is a messenger RNA of Closterium sp. Yama58-4, 9765 nucleotides long. Lineage: Eukaryota; Viridiplantae; Streptophyta; Zygnematophyceae; Desmidiales; Closteriaceae. The record is from the annotation of a GenBank genome assembly.